Messenger RNA from Patiria miniata (bat star), 2452 nucleotides. RefSeq lists its product as uncharacterized. The transcript has 5 exons. Gene Ontology annotation, molecular function: protein binding. Bases 108 to 2021 code for a protein of 637 amino acids. NCBI's taxonomy places the organism in Eukaryota, Metazoa, Echinodermata, Asteroidea, Valvatida, Asterinidae. The record is from RefSeq and is a predicted model, not a curated record.
UCAACGCUCGAAAAGAAAUUCCCGAGUUGCAAUCAUUUCUCAUGACAUGUUGAAUGUUAGUGUAGUAGAAGAUCAGUAGCUUAAAUAGCGUACAACAUCCAGCUAGAAUGAACUCAUGGAAAAUGGAAUGUUUGUGCAUUUUUUCCCUCAGAAAUUUGCCGGUUUCUGUAUCCUCCAUUAUUUCCCACUGCCUAAUCGUGACUCUUCUGGUUUGUAGUCCACGCAUCAUCAACGGUGCUGAUAGAUUCAAAGAUGGCGUUUUGGUCACCGAUUCGAGGUUCUACCUUCAGCAGGGGAGAUCUCAACGCAUUUCAUGCACCAGCCUCAAUGAUACCAGCGAUGUUGUGGUAGUCUUUUGGUACAAGCUCCCCCAAGUUCCCGAUGGAGACUUCGAGCCUGACCUGCUGGUUCGAUUCACCCUGGAUCUCCACGGCGGGAACUAUAGCGCGGGGCCUCGGUAUCAGCUGGCGCCGGACAUGAGCCUCAUUAUCAAAUCGGUGGUUGGUGAGGACGCAGGGAGGUACCAGUGUCAGAAGGUGUCGUCGACACAAGCUGAUAACAGGGAGAACGAAGUUGAAGUUGUCGUGUUAGAUGAAGAAUUUCCAGCUGCAAGGGGUGUAGUCAGGGAGGGAAGAAACAUCACGAUAAAACGAAACCAACAAGAAUUCGAAAUAUCGUGCCCUAUCGAAGAAGUAUCGAACCUUCGCCAGCCAACUGUGUACUGGUCGACGGAAACGAGUGGGCUGGAUGAACCAACGGAGAUUGUCGCACAGAUGUUUUCUGACGAAGAGACCUACACUACCAAUGACUACAGGUUUGCUUCCAGUAAUAACUUGAUCCUGCCGGCGGUAAAUUCGGAAAAUUCUGUGGGACUCUGGUGCCACGUGUCGUCAUCUCUGGAUCAUUUGUUCCUUCAGAGUGCGAGGGUUUCUGUGAACAUCCAAGAUGAGAGUUACGUGGGGCUAAUCGUCGGUGUUUUAGUGGCCGUCACCGUGGUCUUGAUAAUUCUCGUUUUCCUGGUGUGCUGGAAGCGUGAUAGAGUAAAAAGAACAUUCUUUAAAGAAGAUGUUCACCUUCAGGGACCAUCGAUUUCAUCCGGAAACCAAGACGAAUGGACGCUCGAAACCUACUUGGGCCCAAAGGGAAACAACUUUGGAGGUAAAUUUUCGUCCCUGAAGAGUGUCGCCAGUUUUAACAAGUCGUUCCUCGCGGUUCUUGAUGACAACGGUUUGCAUACAUUCUCACCUGACCUCACUCGCCUGGAUCACGUGACCAAGCUGAAAGCUUCGCCUGAAAACUACGUCACCAUGGUUACCCACACUGACGGUCUUCUUCUGCUUUUGGGCGCCAAAAACGGAGACGUCACCAGCGUGAGUUUCAAACCUUUCAGUGAAAAGCUGUUCUGUUCGCUGUCGGAAGAAAAAACUGACCCAGACGAGAAAAACGAAGACUCUGAUUCCAUCAAAGAACCAAAAGGUACUAGUAGUGAGAGUGCUGCUUUAACCAUGGUAUCGCACGAGCUCACUGACCUCGCUGUAGAUGCAAACGGCGACGUGUAUGCAGGAGACAACAGCAACCACACUGUCACCAUUUUCACCCCAGGCCAAAAGGGUUGCUCAAAGCGAUCCUUCGAGUUAGAUUUUCCCCCUAAAAUACUAGCUGGGGGCUCGGAGGGAGAGAUAUUUGCGCAUAACGGUGACCAUGGAAGCCCGAUCAAACGCAUAAAGGUCAAUGAUAAAAACGUAGAAACGGUUUUUCUAGACGUAAAAAACUCGCCUGUAAAUCCAGUCAAUGUUCUUGUAGACAAUUCGCAUGUGUUCAUCGUCAGUGAUACUAAAGUCAACGGGCAGAUGGAGAUCCUGCAGUAUGACAACAAGGGCAAUUUCUUGCGGCCGUUUGUCAAACCCUGGCUGGGUAUUCAGGGGAUGUGCAUGUUCGCGUCUGGAGAGAGACUAGCGUUGUUCGAUCACUCCAUCGUUAGGAUAUACAGGAAGCAGCUUGCUAAGAACCGCGUGGUAUAAGCGACAGAGUAAGCGUGAUGGAAGAUGGUGAUAGACUCAAUUCCAGCCACGAUUGAUGGUCUUGAUAACUAAGACUGUUACAUGAAAUGGCUCUGAGCAAAAAGGUAUAAAACGGAAUUUGUUUGUGACCCCAAAUGAUUCAGUAAUGAAUUCCAGUGGGAUUGCGUGCAAUCACUGAGGUGGGAAUGCAAUAUAAUUAAUAAAUAAAGCGACAGGGUAUAAACAAAAGCUAAACCCAAACCCUUAAAAAGUAUUCAAUAUUUUUUACUUUUAAAUCGAGAUUUUAAAGUUGGUGAUGUUUGUUGUGACGAGAAUUCUUGAAAUCGCAUAUUUGGACAGAAGAAACUCAUUGUGUUUAAUGGUGAUAUUCUUUGAACGGAAGGGGCAAUUUCAGCUUUUUUUUUAAAUCUAAAAGUAGUUUAUGAAUUUGG